AUGGAGGCGAGGGCUGCAUGGGGGCUUGAGCCGCCCUCAGCACUCACAACACCCCCUCCCUCUCACGCCCGCACCCGCAUCCAGAUACCUCCAAAACACUGUCCAACAUCCUUCUCCUACAUGACUACUAUGCUUCCUACAUUUAACACCUGUUCCUCUGAUGAGUUGUAUUCCUCGCUGGUGAAGUCCACCCAUGACUUUUACACCCGGUAUGUCACCCGGCCUCAUCUUACCCGUCUGCACAAUCACGACCUGGCAACCUUCCAGCACCUGUACAAGCUGCACUCUCCUCCCAGCAAGGUGCUUGAACGGAUCUUCCUUAACCGCCUGAUGUUCCGCCUGCAAAACAAGCUUUCGCCGCGACUGUAUGGUUUCCUGCCUCAGCGGGGGACGCACCACUGCCUGUAUGAGCUUUAUUCCCGCCUUUCACCCACCAGUGUUGCAGCAUUUAUCGAUCUUAAGAGUGCUUUUGAUAUUGCGAGUAGAGAAGUCAUACUUGAUCAGCUUGUGGCCUUUGGUGUUAAAGGAAGUUUGUUGAGAUGGACACGCAGCUACCUCAGCAACAGAACUGCUCGGGUCCUUUUUAGGGGCGCGUGUAGUACCUCUAAGGGCUUCGAUUUGGGUACUCCACAGGGUGGCGUACUAAGUCCAUUUCUCUUCAACGUCCUCAUGCAUCGCCUUCUUUCUCUCCUUCCUGACAGCCCUGGCAUUGCAAUUACCUGUUAUGCUGACGACAUCUGCAUCCACGCCUACUCAGCCAUAGAUCUUCAGCAAUUCCUUCAUGCGUUCUAUGCAUCCUCAACUGCUUGUGGCCUCGUUAUUUCCCCUGAGAAGAGUAGGAUGUUCUCUACACGCAACCCUCAGACACUCCCUGUCUUCACCGUGGGAGGCAGUAUUGUCCCUCAUUGCAUACAGUAUACCUACUUAGGUUCACCCGUGCGCAUCACCCAAGCUAUGCCUGCACAACAACGUAUCCAUCCCAUCGUUAAGGAGCUACUGGACAGACUAGAGCAGCGCUUCAUCCCUGUCAAAUGCCUUGCAAACAACAUGAAAGGAGUCUCUAUCCCUGUAGCCAAGACCAUCUACAUAAAGCAGUUGUCCCUUGAGGCCAUCGCCAGUGUGUCUGCUUCGGUUCCUGCUGCACACCAUCUCUACGUUGACGGCUCACUGCAGGCGGACAGGAGUGCGGCGUGUGCUGUGUUCUCCCCCACUGUGGCGCCGCCGGGAGAUGGGAAUAUGCUGAUGUCAGACGUCAACGCCCGUAUGGUGAAUCGCAGAAACCCUGAGCGUCCUGACAGUGUAUCCUUCCGACAUUACGACGCCUUCAUGGACACCAAACACAAAUAUCUUCGUCAUGGCCUCAUGAUCCGUAGACACAAUGUCAAGCAGUUGUCCCUUGAGGCCAUCGCCAGUGUGUCUGCUUCGGUUCCUGCUGCACACCAUCUCUACGUUGACGGCUCACUGCAGGCGGACAGGAGUGCGGCGUGUGCUGUGUUCUCCCCCACUGUGGCGCCGCCGGGAGAUGGGAAUAUGCUGAUGUCAGACGUCAACGCCCGUAUGGUGAAUCGCAGAAACCCUGAGCGUCCUGACAGUGUAUCCUUCCGACAUUACGACGCCUUCAUGGACACCAAACACAAAUAUCUUCGUCAUGGCCUCAUGAUCCGUAGACACAAUGUC
Eriocheir sinensis (Chinese mitten crab) is the source of this 1677-nucleotide messenger RNA. RefSeq lists its product as uncharacterized. The transcript has 8 exons. The record is from RefSeq and is a predicted model, not a curated record. The annotation marks the transcript as partial. NCBI's taxonomy places the organism in Eukaryota, Metazoa, Arthropoda, Malacostraca, Decapoda, Varunidae.